Mytilus californianus (California mussel) is the source of this 489-nucleotide messenger RNA. RefSeq names its product circumsporozoite protein-like. The transcript has a single exon. The record is from RefSeq and is a predicted model, not a curated record. Lineage: Eukaryota; Metazoa; Mollusca; Bivalvia; Mytilida; Mytilidae. Bases 1 to 489 code for a protein of 162 amino acids.
AUGAACAGAACACCAAAAAGACAAGCACCAAAAGCCAAACGCUACCUAAAUAUAACACCAAAGGCCAAGUGUAACCUAAAUAUAACACCAAAGGCCAAGCAUAACCUAAAUAUAACACCAAAGGCCAAGCAUAACCUAAAUAUAACACCAAAGGCCAAGUGUAACCUAAAUAUAACACCAAAGGCCAAGCAUAACCUAAAUAUAACACCAAAGGCCAAGCAUAACCUAGAUAUAACACCAAAGGCCAAGCAUAACCUAAAUAUAACACCAAAGGCCAAGCAUAACCUAAAUAUAACACCAAAGGCAAAGCAUAACCUAAAUAUAACACUAAAGGCCAAGCAUAACCUAAAUAUAACACCAAAUGCCAAAAGUUACCUAAAUAUAACACCAAAUGCCAAAAGUUACCUCAAUAUAACACCAAAGGCCAAGCAUAACCUAAAUAUAACACCAAAGGCAAAGCAUAACCUAAAUAUAACACCAAAUGCCUAG